Molecule: messenger RNA, 1678 nt
Organism: Hyla sarda
Lineage: Eukaryota; Metazoa; Chordata; Amphibia; Anura; Hylidae
Product: vang-like protein 1
Exons: 6
Biological process (GO): multicellular organism development
Cellular component (GO): plasma membrane
Source: RefSeq, a predicted model, not a curated record
AUGAUAUCUUCUUCUAUCUAUGUAGAGAAAUCCCCCCUGAUGGCCACAAGUCUCUUACUAAUGAAGAACCGACCAGUGACUGUCAAUCACCUGCAGAGGAUUCUGGGAGAGGAGAAGAGGAGGAGGAGGGACAGGAUGACCUCUGGGGUGAGACAACCACGGCAGUGACCUCUGAGCGGAGCGCCUCCCUGGAGGAGUUGGUUCCUAGAGGAGGCGUCGCGGAUCCUCAGAGCAGUAGUCGUGACACUCGGACUUUGCUCGGCUUCUACACGUUCUGCGCGCUGUCGGCACUCACCCUCCUCACCCCGCCGCUCUUCAUCCUGCUGCCCCAGGUGCUGUGGGGGUCCGAUCUGGAGCCCUGCGGGGUCAUUUGUGAGGGGCUUUACAUCUCCGUGGCCUUUAAGCUGCUGUUUAUUGCCCUGGGGUCUUGGGCUGUUUUCUUCCGAUGCCCUCGAUGUGUCCUGCCCCGUCUGGUGGAGUAUCGCGCGCUCCUUCUUCUGCUGCUCAGCCUCUUCCUGGUCUCCUAUUGGCUGUUCUACAUGGUGAGGAUUCUGGGUCAGCAGGAGCGGAAUCUCUUGAGUGUGGUCCAGUACACGGUGUCGCUGGUGGACGCCUUCAUCUUCAUCCAUUACCUGGCGGUGGUUCUACUGGAGAUCAGACAACUGCAGCCGCUGUACAUCCUGCGCGUGGUGCGGAGCGGGGACGGAGCGUCGCGGAGCUACUCCAUCGGGAGAGUCAGUCUACAGAGAUCCGCGUUGUUCGUCUUAGAAAACUACUACAAGGAUUUUCCAGCUGUCACCUCAAGACCUCAAACCGGGAAGACCAAGAAAGAAGAUCGAAGCCUCGGCAGCCAUCAUGCGGAUGGUUUGGAAGACAGCAACAUGAGCCAAUCACAGGCCCUGAUCCCCUCAACCACCAACUACAAGGACAGAUACUACGCUGACAUCGAGCACGAGCGCAAGAUACGCAGGCGGCGCGCCAGGCUGGUGGUCACGGUCCACAGGUCCUUCUCUCAGGUUCAACGUCUGGAUAACAGGAUGAAGUCUGAACCAGCGAUAGACCCCAGAGAGGUGGCUCAGGGCAUCUUCCCCCUCAUAGCCCAGAGCCUACAGCGCUACCUGCGGGCAACGCAUCAGACUCACCUGUACAGCAUGGAGGCCAUCAUCCAGCACCUGACCCUGUGCCUGACCCACAACAUGUCCCCUCAGGCCUUUUUGGAGCAGUAUCUGCGCCCGGGGCCCCCAUGUCAGUACUCCGGGGCCCAGCCCGCUGUGUGGACCUUAGUGAGUGAGGAGUCAGUGACCCGAAGCCUGAAGUCCAACCUGACGUUCUGUCUCCGCGGCGCGGACGCUCAGCUGGUGGUGAGUGUGAGCGCCAUUCCCAGCCUGACCCUCACCGAGAACUUCAUCCCACCAAACUCCCACCGCUUCAUAGUGCAGCUGUAUCCGCAGGCGCUGGACGUCAGCACCAUAUCGCCAGCAUAGUCGUAUCCUACGCAUGUAUAUACCGCUAUAUAUAUUCCAUGUAUAUACUACACCUGUAACCCCAACUGUAAUGUGUAUAUAUCAUCCUGUUAUCACGUGUGUAUUAUAUAUCAGACCAUUAUAUGCCAAACCACAUGAUAUUAUAAUUGUAACAAGAGGUGAUGACAUCAUCAUCCUGAUCAGUAUUAACAACA